AUGUCAGUAGCGGUAUUUGGAGGAACUGGUUUCUUAGGCUCCAAGCUCUGUCGUUCAGCUGUCAAUCAUGGCUUCAAAGUCAGUUCAUAUUCCAGAACGCUCCCCCUGUUGAAACUUCCAGGGAUUGAAUACAAAUCAGCAGACAUAUUCGAUGAUUCGACAUAUUCCACUGAUUAUGAUAUUAUCAUCCAUUGCGUUGGUUCGAUGUUCUCCAAUCAGUCUUACAAAGAUAUCAUGAAGAAUCCAUUGUCAAUUACACGGAUGUUCCAAUCACCAAAUCCCAUGAAUAAGACUCGUGACAACUCCCUUUAUGGAAUUAAUACUGUUAGUCUAAUUUCACUUUUGAAAGCUUAUGAGAUAAAUCCAAGACCAAAGAAGAAAUUGGUGUAUGUUUCUGCUGAUACACAACUCCCUUUCACUCCACAUGAUUAUAUACGGUCCAAAAGAGAAUCGGAAUAUGUGUUAUCAAAAUCUGACAUCGACUCGUUAAUUAUCAGACCAGGAAUCAUGUACGAUACAAAGCCCGAUGGAAGAUUUAUCAUCACACAAGCUCUUAAGAAAGGACAUGAAGUGUUUGGAGAUUGUGAUAAAGUCAAUGGAUUUGUAAGACCAGUAACUAACGCUGAUGAUGUUGCAGAUUACCUCUUCAACAAUCUCGAUAAGAAAUUAAUCACCUUAGAAGAUAUAAAUAGUAAAUAA
This is a messenger RNA of Yamadazyma jaroonii, 699 nucleotides long. The record is from the annotation of a GenBank genome assembly. Lineage: Eukaryota; Fungi; Ascomycota; Pichiomycetes; Serinales; Debaryomycetaceae.